Molecule: messenger RNA, 856 nt
Organism: Dimorphilus gyrociliatus
Lineage: Eukaryota; Metazoa; Annelida; Polychaeta; Dinophilidae
Source: the annotation of a GenBank genome assembly
GAUGUUAAAAAGUGAACAACAAAUUGAAAAAUUUGCAAAAAGUUGCAAAGAAUUUGUUGAUACUAAUAAUUUUGAUGGAAUUGACUUGGAUUUUGAAUGGCCGGGGAAAGAUGAGAAGCAUCAAUUUACACUCCUAGUAAAGACAGUAAGAAAAUAUAUGAAGGAAAAGAUAUUAACGAAUGCAUUUGCUGUUGGAAAUGCCGCGUUAGAGGGAUACGAUUUAAAAGAACUGGAAAAAUAUCUAGAUAAUUUUCACUUAAUGACUUACGAUCUAAAGGGGAUUUGGAAUAGACGACUAGGGUUUCAUACGGAUAUUCGUCUUAUUAAAGAAAAAGCAGAAUACUUCUUGAGUAAAGGAAUUCCGAGACACAAGAUUUUUAUAGGACUUUCAGAAUACGGAAGAGCCUUUGGAACGUCUCUUCAUAAAUUUAAACCGAAUGAUUUUUGCGGAAAAUGUUUAACAACUAAAUGGUUUUAUACUUUUGCGGAAAUUUGCGAAUUAUUAACUAAUGGAUGGACAUAUAGCAAUGACUCAUUAGCUAAGUCGUCCUAUGUUUAUUCAAUAUCCGAUAAUAUUUGGAUAGGUUUCGAUUCUAUUGAUGAUAUAAAUGAUAAAAUUGAAUAUAUUAAAUCGGAAAAAUUUGGUGCUAUGAUUUGGGAAAUUACUCAAGAUGACUUUGAGAAUAAAUGCAACCGAGGCUUUAUGCCGAUACUAAAUAGCGUGGCAUCAUUAAUGGACACAUCAGAAAAGUCGAAUACAAGACUCCUGCCAAUGAACGGAAGUUCUAAUAAUAUUGCUGUCAACUUAUAUUUUCUCGGUACUUUACUACUUAUUCUAGAAUUAGAAUUAAACUAA